Molecule: messenger RNA, 1940 nt
Organism: Cuscuta campestris
Lineage: Eukaryota; Viridiplantae; Streptophyta; Magnoliopsida; Solanales; Convolvulaceae
Source: the annotation of a GenBank genome assembly
CCAGAGUCUUCUUCGCCGACCCCCCUCUCUCUUCUUCGGUUCUCUUCGAUUUCUUCAACUCCUCUUCAUCUUGUUUUCGAUCAAUUGACUCCUUGCUUCUUCAAUUCAUAAUUUUUUUUGGUCGGCAAGGUUAUACAAUCGUGUUUCUAAUCCCUCAACGCGAUUUAUUUCUCUGCGGGUCAUGUUUAUAAUUUUUUUUUGAUAAAAAUUCAUUUUGCUCGUUUCGUUCUCCAAAAAUCGGAAGAAUGGUUUUGGACUGGAGGAGACAAAGUCAGGGUCUGCAUUGUCCAGUUCUUAAUACUAAAUGUAUAUCUUGGUUUAUUGGAAGAAACUGCUUCAAUUCUUAGGAAUACUUGAGGAGACAUUCAAAUUCCGGAGUACUGAUAAGAUGGUAGCUAGGUACUGCUUAGUGGUACCCUACUACCACCAUAGAGGGAAUUCUUCUACUGAUACCUGCGCCCGGACAGUAGGGGGUGCCAGACCGACGGUAGCAAGGUAGCGCCUCGCAGUACCAAGGUAACAGGAAUGACAUAUAAGGAAAUAAUAAUGGAGGGUAGCGAGGACGAGGAGAUGGAUGGAUGCUAGAUCACGCGGGUCAGGGUGUUACAAGAAUAAAGAAACGUCGAGGAGGGCUACUAGUGAAAAUCCCUUUGUCCAUAUGCGAGACAAGGCUACCAACUGAGGUGAAGAUUCCAACAUUCCGGAAGGCGUGAUACAAUGAUGAAGAGAACAAUAAAAAUGGUGUGACCGAGUUAAACAUGGUAGAAGAAAGAAGGGUUAUGGUCGAAGCGAAAAUGGUUGAAUACCAGCAGACUCUAAAAACCUACCAUGACAACAAGGUGGAGCCUCACUAUUUCCAUGUAGGCGAUGAGGUCUUAAGGCGCAGGGAAGAUAUUUGCUUCCCAGCAAUGUAUGGACUUUACCCAUCGCUGGGUGUCGGCUAUGGACUGCAACGAGGCCCGGGCGGGAGCGGGGGCAGGGGCACGGGCACGGGCACGACUCGGUCCGGCGCCGUCUCAGUCUCUGGACUUCUUCUUGAAGGUGUUGUCGGCGAUGACCCACAGCUUCGUCAUCUUCGUGCUUGGCACGGCGAUGUGGAUGUCGGCGGAGACGAUGAGGUCCAUGACGAGGAAGGUGUAGAGCAAGCUCCGCUCGGUGGCGAGGGAAGCGCAAUCCGUCAUGUGAAUCAUGACGAAUUUUGCCCAAUUGAUCAAGGCGCCGUGCAUGAUGGCGUGAAUCGCCUUCAAGUCUUCAUUGAAGAGCGAGGUGUGGCUGCCAUCCCGGGGGCGGAGAAUCCGGGUGAGGAUGUACAGGAGAAGGCGCUUCUCCGGUGGGGUCGAGUGGAUCGUCGGUGCGCCGCUGUGGUGGAUCAAGUUGGUGAUCCCAAGCUCGCGAAUGACGACCGCCUCGUUGUUGAGGAUCCAAUCGUCGCCACAGUACGUCACGAUGUCGUUCCCUCGGAUGGACCGCCCUGCGAUCCGUACAAAAGUCAGCAAGUCAAUCUCUAUGUCGUAGAGAUUGAUGUUGCUGUAGAUGGUGUCCUCGUCACGGCGCAGAUUUGAGUAGAACGCCUGGACGAAAGCGGAGUUCUAGGACGUGUGGCUCUUGGAGACGAAGGGCCACAAACCCAACGUUUGGAGUUGGUUGUCGAGCUCGUGGUACCCCUUUUGUUGGGGAAACAACUCCGGGAGCACUCGGGGCGGAGAGAUUGGGCGUUUGGCGAAGUGGGUGAGGAAGCGGGUGAGUUCUUCCUCCGAGCCAAACUCCAAGAAGGAUCCGUCCAGGUAGGGAAACAGCGGGGGCGCAGAGCUUGAGGCUUCGACGAUGCUUUUCUUCUUGGAAGCCUUCGUCUUCUUUCCUCCGGCCAUCGUUGAGGAGUUUGUGAAGAACGAGAGAUGAAUUUGGAUGAAAAGGCUAAAGAAUGAAGAUUGUGAUGGUAA